AUGGACUCUACACCAUCUUUCGAGCUGGCGGUGCACCACCAAGGCACCGCGCACAGCUUCAACUUCCCAUCUACCGCAACACUAGAAGACCUCGGCUCUGAAAUCGAAGCAACGCUCAACAUCCCGAUCUCAAACCAAAAGCUUCUCAUAUCCCCAAAACCAGGCAUGAGAAAAGCUCCUUACCCACCAACGCCACUAAGCGAGCUUCCACUCUCCUCCCCCAAAUUCAAAAUCACCCUCCUCGGCACCCCAGCCAAAGAAAUCGCCGAUCUCCACAAGCAAUCUUCAGACACCAAAAAGCGCGAAGAAGCUCGCCUCUCCGCACUCGCAGCUGCGCGCCGAACAAACAAAGCGAACGCAUCUCGCAGCGCCGGCGGUGUCCACACCCUCUCUUCCUCAAGCAAUAACUAUACCUUCGCCCGCUGUCUACCACUAUCCUACCUCCCAAACCCCGAGCGCUCCCUCCAGUUCCUAGAAAGACUCCGCGAUGAUCCUGGUAUCCGCGCCGCAAUGGCGAAACACAAGUUCUCUGUGCCUCUCCUCACAGAAAUGAAUCCCGCAGAGCACACGACCAGCGAAUCGCGCACCCUAGGCCUGAACAGGAAUAAAGGCGAGGUGAUCGAGCUACGUCUGCGCACAGAUGCAUAUGACGGGUACCGUGAUUACAGAACUAUUCGCAAAACAUUGUGCCACGAGCUGGCGCAUUGUGUGUUCGGGCCGCAUGAUCGGGAUUUCUGGGACUUGACAUCGCAAAUUGAAAAAGAGGUUGAGAGGGCGGAUUGGAAAUCGGGUGGCAAUCGGUUGACGCAGGAUGAGUUUUAUAACCCUGGGGACUGGGAGAGGAUUCAGAAUGGCGAGGAAGAGAUUGAUGAGUGUGGGUGGACUGGGGGUGAGUUUGUGCUUGGGGGGUGGAAAGAUGAAAGUUCAACUUCUCGAUCUACAGGGUCCAGAGGGGCUGAGUCUAGGAGGGAGAUCAUUGCUCGAGCUGCUGAGGAGAGGAUGAAGAAGGAGGGCAAGAAGGAUAAACCGAGUGAUCCCUGA
Penicillium pulvis is the source of this 1041-nucleotide messenger RNA. Its product is annotated as putative zinc metalloproteinase. The transcript has a single exon. Bases 1 to 1041 code for a protein of 346 amino acids. NCBI's taxonomy places the organism in Eukaryota, Fungi, Ascomycota, Eurotiomycetes, Eurotiales, Aspergillaceae. The record is from RefSeq and is a predicted model, not a curated record. Gene Ontology annotation, molecular function: proteasome binding.